AUGGUUGCUGCAUUUGUGACCAACUUGGAUGCUCAUUUGCGUUGGGCAACUGAAUCCAAGGCAAGCGUUCCACCCCCGCGAAAGACUGGAAAUCCAUUAAGACGAUGUGCCACAGAGGGUUUUGUGAAUCAACUUUCAGACACACAAGUCCUCAUAACUGACACAACGGCUGAAAGAUCCGAGACAUUUACAAAACGAGGUAUCGACAAGUCGUUCGUUAUACCUGAGCCUAAACGGCCGAGGCCAGACACAAUUGAAGAUGACGACGACUUCUUCGAUAAUGAUGAGAUCAGUUUGCUCAUGAGACAAAGCGAAAAGACCACGAAAGUGACUACUGUGCAAAAGGAAACCAGAAAUGGCCAGGGAAUAAGCAAUAUAUCGAAGAUGCCGGAUAAUGUGCAGGAAAGCCAAAGUAUACCCGACAGUUUCGACGAUGAAGACGAGGCUGAACUGGAUAAGCUUCUUUCCAACUCUGGAGUCGCUAAAAUCCCCAGUUCUUUGGCAUCGGUAGGCACAAAAUCGAAAGCUGAGCUCCAAACCUUGUACAUAGAGAGUUGUGAACGCAAGAUUGUGCUUCUGGAAGAAAUGUGUGAGGUUCUUCAAAGCCCGUCCAGGUCAGGCUUGAGAUUGGCUCAGAUACGAUCAAGCAUUGAGAGCUUGGAACAGAGUCUUACAGAGUUACGGGUAAGUCUGCAGGGCCCUCAGACUACUCAGACCACGGUUAUACCAGCUAAUAAUUCUGAUACUGCAGAACCUCACAUUGUAAGAGAAAAGCCACCAAGCCCUGAGAUCAUCUUCAGUUCUCCUAUGAGGUCACAGAGCGAAUUGGAUAUACAAUCACCCAGAAACAGACACAGAGACGACGACGAAGACGGAGAUGAUAUUGAAAUUUUGCAGACAACAAGGUUGUCCGGUUCAUUGCGUGAAGAACCUACUAUGCUUGAGGAUUCGUUUGCUCUAGAGACAGACGAAGAAGAGAUGCUGCCUAUAACAGAAGCCGAACAGCGCGAACUAGACGAAUUCAUUGUCGAGGAUGGAAUUUUGGAUGAAGAAGAAGAUCAUUCUUAUAGAGUUGAGCUCACUUCUGACGUAGAAGAUGAAGGCGAUAUAGAGGUUCUCACGAUACAGGAUCUGGAAGACGACGGUGGUGACGACUUCGAAGACGAAGAUGAGGAUUUCAUGACGCAGUAUAAUGUGGAAAGAGAAGUCAACAAGGAUCUGGAUUCAGAUGAUGACUUAGUGUUGAUUGACAUGACCAAAAGCGUUUCAGAUAAGCCCAAAUCACAGUUCCCAUGGACUGAGGACAUUUACAAGGUGCUUAACAGCACGUUCAACUUGAAUUCGUUCCGGCCCAACCAACUGGAGGCGAUCAACGCCACUCUUGCUGGUCAAGAUGUGUUUGUUUUGAUGCCAACGGGCGGUGGAAAAUCUUUAUGUUAUCAGUUACCAGCUCUGGUGAGCAAAGGUACUACCAUUGUGAUAUCCCCUCUUAUCUCACUGAUGCAAGAUCAAGUUCAACAUCUUCUGAGCAAAAACAUCAAAGCAGGAAUGAUAAAUUCAAAGGGAACUCUUUCGGAGAGACAAACGAUGCUGACCCUAUUCAUGGACGGGGAGCUGGAUCUGAUAUAUCUAUCUCCUGAAAUGGUCACUGCCAGUGCGCAAGCUCGUAAUGCAAUCUCUAGACUCCAUCAGAAAGGCCUGCUUGCCCGUGUGGUGGUUGAUGAAGCUCAUUGCGUAUCCUCUUGGGGUCACGAUUUUAGACCAGACUACAAGAGUUUAAACUACUUCAAAACACAGUACCCAGGAGUGCCCGUGAUGGCGUUGACGGCAACAGCCAAUGAGCGGGUACGGAAAGAUAUCAUGCACAACUUGCAAUUGAACAAUCCUCAGGUUUUCAAGCAGAGUUUCAACCGAACUAACCUAUACUACCAGGUUUUGUUCAAGAGCAAGAGCCAUCUGGAUGAAAUGAUGAAAAUGAUCAACGAAAAGUACCGAGGUCAAUCAGGGAUCAUCUACUGCCACUCCAAGAAGUCAUGUGAACAAACAGCAGAAAAGCUGUAUCACUUGGGUGGAAUCGUGUGCCAGUACUACCAUGCUGGUAUGACACCCGAAGACAGACUGAAUGUUCAACUUUCUUGGCAAUCAGGGCAAACUCAGGUCAUUUGUGCUACAAUUGCAUUCGGAAUGGGUAUUGAUAAACCUGAUGUGCGGUUUGUUUUCCAUUUGACUGUACCAAGAACGUUGGAGGGAUAUUACCAGGAGACUGGUAGAGCGGGUAGAGAUGGAAACCAUUCCGAUUGUGCCAUGUUCUACAGUUAUAAAGAUGUAAGGACAAUCCAGACCAUGAUCAAGAAAGACAAAGAAUUGGACAGAAACAACAAAGAGAAACAUCUGGACAAAUUGAGGCAGGUUGUACAAUACUGUGAGAAUACUUCUGAUUGUCGGCGUCAACAGGUCUUGCAAUAUUUCAACGAAGUGUUCAACAAAGAGGAUUGCAAAAAGCAGUGCGACAACUGCAAGAAUUCUGUGACUCAAGAGACGAAAGACGUUACUCCGCAUGCCAAACAAAUUGCGAAACUGGUUCAAGCUGUUCAAGGAGACAAAGUCACGCUACUUUAUUGUCAGGAUCUAUACAGAGGGUCAAAGACUACCAAAAUAAUGGCUGCUGGUCACAACGAAGUGCCAUCCUAUGGUAAUGGCAAAGAACUCGAGAAAACUGUGGUGGAACGGAUAUUCUUUCGUUUGUUGACUGACGAAGUACUGGAAGAGUACCAGAUCAUGAACGGGGCUGGAUACACUAGCGAUUACGUUCAGCUUGGUCCCAAAGCAAGAGAUGUUCUUUCUGACAGAAAGAAGAUAAUUAUGUCGUUUGAAGUUCGCACUGCUUCUGCAAAUUCCGCAGGUGCAACUUCUGGUGCAAGCUCGGGUGCGGCUUAUAGAGCUCCAACAAUUACAUCCGCCAGUGCGGUCUACAGAAGUAGUAUUGCUGCGGCAACCACCCGACUUGUGGAUAACAGACCAAUUGUUUUGCAAUCCACGAUGGCCAAUAAGUCAGAAGCGGAACGGAAACUGAUCAACCUGGCCUUCAACGAGUUGAGUUUGUUCAGGUCGAGGAAGCUUCAUGAACUUGGUUUGAACUCUACGAGCUCUAUUGCUACGGAUAACACGCUUAGGGACAUGGCUCUCAAACUGCCCACUACACAAAGGGAGUAUGAUUGUCUACAGGGACUGGCUACGAGCCAAUGCCAGUAUUUCAAAGUCUUCAGACCGUUGCUGAAGAAAUUGAAAUCCGCUCGUGAUGAGAAUAUGAGCAACCAGGAUGAAACCAUAGCAACCACCCAAGAUGUCAGCUCGAUCUCCAACGAGAUGAGAUCGCCAUAUUUCAACGCAAAUAGAGAUUCGCAAAUCCUACAGCAGCUACGCCAGUCUCAGAAUAAACCAAUGGAUCCACCGAUUGCUACCUCUUCCCAGAAGAGUUCUUCUGGUCGUGGUCGCAAAAGUUUCCGAGGUGGCCACCGCGGUGGGCGUGGAGGCAGUCGCGGAAGCAGUCGUGGAGGCAGACGAGGUAGCCAAUCGAGUCAAAGGUCGAAUAAAAGGUUCGGGAUGCAAAGUUCGCCUUCAGUGAGGCCAAUGAAAUUCUGA
Molecule: messenger RNA, 3642 nt
Organism: Kuraishia capsulata CBS 1993
Lineage: Eukaryota; Fungi; Ascomycota; Pichiomycetes; Pichiales; Pichiaceae
Exons: 1
Coding region: 1-3642 (1213 amino acids)
Biological process (GO): double-strand break repair via homologous recombination; DNA replication
Cellular component (GO): chromosome; nucleus; RecQ family helicase-topoisomerase III complex
Molecular function (GO): 3'-5' DNA helicase activity; nucleic acid binding; four-way junction helicase activity
Source: RefSeq, a predicted model, not a curated record